AUGCAAGUCAUUUUUAAAGAUUUCAAGAAACAGACUAUUCCAAUUGAUGUGGAAUUGACAGAUACAGUCUCAUCAGCCAAGGACAAAUUAGCACAGAAAAAGGACUGUACAGCUUCUCAAAUCAAGUUGGUCUACUCGGGUAAAGUUUUGCAAGAUGAUAAAACUUUGGAAGAUUGUAAACUUAAAGAAGGUGCAUCUAUAAUAUUUAUGAUUUCAAAGGCCAAAGAGACUCCAACUCCGGCACCCGAGAGUCUGACGCCCGCCACCGAAGCUACUGCAUCAGCAUCUACUGGUGACUCCACAAAGGUUGAACCGGCAGGAUCAACACCAACGGCCCCUGCACCAGCCACCAAUACCGAGGGAGCUUCCGGAUCCACUUCCACCACUUCUCCAGCAGAAACCAGUGAAUCUACAUUUGCAUUAGGAAGUGAGAGAGAAUCAACGAUUCAGAAUAUCAUGGAGAUGGGUUACGAUCGACCUCAAGUGGAGGCAGCUUUGAGAGCCGCUUUCAACAAUCCACACCGUGCUGUCGAAUACUUGAUAAGCGGUAUUCCCGAAUCGUUGCAACGUCCAGUGGCACCAAGUGCUGCUAAUACUUCUGGUAGUGGAGCAGCUCCAUUGGCUGAAUCUACUACAGCCGAGGUAUCCCGUGGUGAGGAUGAUGACGGCGAUGCUGCUGACCAGAGUCAAGGAGGUGAAAAUUUGUUUGAACAAGCAGCAGCUGCAGCCGCACAAGAACAAGGUGGCGCAGCUGGAGCUGGUGCAGGAGUUGGAGUUGGAGUUGGAGCUGCAGGUGCAGGUGCUGGUGCUGGGGUAGGUUUUGGAGGAGGUGAAGAUCAGCAAAUGCAAUUGUUGAGAGCUGCAUUGCAGUCAAACCCUGAAUUGAUACAGCCAUUGUUGGAGCAAUUGGCUGCAUCGAACCCUCAAAUAGCCAAUUUGAUACAGCAGGACCCUGAAACGUUUAUCAGAACAUUCCUAGGUGCCGGGGGAGAAGAUUUAGGGUUUGAGAUUGAAGGAGAAGAAGGAGAAGAAGGUGGCGAAGGAGCUGACCCUGAGGGAACUGUGCGUAUACACUUAUCUGAACAGGAUCAAAAUGCCAUCAACAGGUUGUGUGAGUUGGGAUUCGAGCGUGACUUGGUGAUACAGGUGUAUUUGGCUUGUGACAAGAAUGAGGAGGUUGCCGCAGACAUAUUGUUUAGAGAUAUGUAG
Lodderomyces theae is the source of this 1209-nucleotide messenger RNA. RefSeq names its product Rad23p (gene RAD23). The record is from RefSeq and is a predicted model, not a curated record. Gene Ontology annotation, biological process: nucleotide-excision repair; proteasome-mediated ubiquitin-dependent protein catabolic process. Gene Ontology annotation, cellular component: cytosol; nucleoplasm. Bases 1 to 1209 code for a protein of 402 amino acids. Gene Ontology annotation, molecular function: proteasome binding; damaged DNA binding; ubiquitin binding. NCBI's taxonomy places the organism in Eukaryota, Fungi, Ascomycota, Pichiomycetes, Serinales, Debaryomycetaceae. The transcript is spliced from 2 exons.